GUAACAUUUCCUAUUAAAAAAAACACCAACCAUCAACUUGAAUACUUCUAAACCAAAAUCCUAAUAGAAAAUCAAGAGAAAAAUAAAAUAAAAUAAAAAAUAGGUGAUAUCUAGAAUAUGGAAUAUGUGGUUGUGUAACAACACAUCUUCUCCAUCCACCAUUCAUUUUAUCCAUCCAUCUUCUCUCUUCAUAUUAUUCAUUCAUUUCACCUCUCUUCUACUCUCUACUCCAAUGGCUGCCUUUACUCUCUCUCCUACAACUCCUACUCAGUUGCGAUCUGGUAACAAUGGGCCGUUCUUGCCGGCCCAAGGGCUGAUGGCAAAAUCUGCCGGAAAACCCCAAUUGGCGGGAAGAGAAAGAGGGAUGAAGGUGACGUGUCAGGCGGCGAGUAUUCCGGCUGAUCGGGUUCCAGAUAUGGAGAAGAGGAAACUUAUGAAUUUGUUGCUUCUUGGUGCUAUUGGUCUACCUACUACUGGGAUGUUGCUUCCUUAUACCUAUUUCUUUGUUCCACCUGGUUCAGGAGGUGGAGGCGGUGGUACCCCCGCAAAGGACGCGCUUGGUAACGAUAUUGUAGCAACUGAAUGGCUAAAGACCCAUGGACCGGGUGACCGAACCCUUUCUCAGGGUCUAAAGGGAGACCCGACAUACCUAGUGGUCGAGAAUGACAGGACCCUAGCGACAUAUGGAAUCAACGCGGUGUGCACCCAUUUGGGAUGUGUGGUGCCAUGGAACAAGGCAGAGAACAAGUUCAUGUGCCCAUGCCAUGGUUCUCAAUACAACAACCAAGGCAAAGUUGUUAGGGGUCCUGCUCCUCUGUCAUUGGCAUUGGCUCAUGCGGAUAUCGAUGAUGGGAGAGUGGUGUUUGUUCCAUGGGUGGAGACUGAUUUCAGAACCGGUGAGGCUCCAUGGUGGUCUUAGAAUCCUCAUCUUGCUUUGUUUGUUGGAGAAUCAAGAUAUGUACAAACCACUUCACGUUUUACUUUUGUAUCCAAUAAGUUUAUAAAUACGUUUUAUGCACACCAAUUAGAAAAUUUUAUUAAUAAUGUCA
Messenger RNA from Helianthus annuus (common sunflower), 1049 nucleotides. Its product is annotated as cytochrome b6-f complex iron-sulfur subunit, chloroplastic. The record is from RefSeq and is a predicted model, not a curated record. NCBI's taxonomy places the organism in Eukaryota, Viridiplantae, Streptophyta, Magnoliopsida, Asterales, Asteraceae. Gene Ontology annotation, molecular function: 2 iron, 2 sulfur cluster binding. The coding region runs from base 125 to 919 and encodes 264 amino acids. Gene Ontology annotation, cellular component: plasma membrane. The transcript has 5 exons.